AUGCAUAUUGAAACCUUUGGUAAAGUUGCCUACAUGGAACCACAAAUACUUGCAAAUCCAAAAUUUAAAUACAUUAAACCUUCCGAUAUUUAUAGUUAUGGUGUAUUAAUGUGGGAAAUUUCUAGUGCUGUAUCAAAUACUCCUGAAGAUUAUGAAAAACUUUACAAAAAAUGCUGGCGCCAGGAACCCAAGCAAAGACCAACUAUUAUAGAGAUAUUGGAAGCAUUUUCAAAUAUGGGCUUUAGAAAAAGUAUUAAAGAUGAAUCAUCCGAAGAAAAUGACGCAACGUCAAAUAAUUCUGAUUCUGAAUCACAUGUCGACAAUUUUUCAUCAGAAAACAUUCAAAUUGAUACUAUUGUAGAAUUAUCUGCCAACUGGAACUUAUGGGAUAAAUACCAACCGGAUGUUAUCACUUAUGGGCCAGGUAUCCCUUCCAUUUCUUCUAUCGAUUAUCCUACGUCAAUCGUUCAUAAAGAUUAA
This is a messenger RNA of Funneliformis mosseae, 480 nucleotides long. The record is from the annotation of a GenBank genome assembly. Lineage: Eukaryota; Fungi; Glomeromycota; Glomeromycetes; Glomerales; Glomeraceae.